Scheffersomyces amazonensis is the source of this 2016-nucleotide messenger RNA. RefSeq lists its product as uncharacterized. The record is from RefSeq and is a predicted model, not a curated record. The transcript has a single exon. Bases 28 to 1983 code for a protein of 651 amino acids. Gene Ontology annotation, cellular component: endoplasmic reticulum membrane. NCBI's taxonomy places the organism in Eukaryota, Fungi, Ascomycota, Pichiomycetes, Serinales, Debaryomycetaceae.
UUACAAUUGAUAUAGCUCAGCUUUAAUAUGGGUCGUCACAGACUAAGUAGUGGACCUACCAAAGUCAAUUCUAAGAGUCAGAGUCAAAGUCAAAGUCAAAGUCAAAGUCAUGGUAGAAGACUGGAAGAUUCAAGAUCAAUAUCUCGAUCUCGAGGGUCAAGUAUAUCUCAUAGUAAUAAAGAUCGAAAAUUAAUAUCAAUUGUGGGGAAUAGAGCUAAACAAUUGUUUAAUAUAAAGGGUAAAGAAAGAUUACUUAGUUUAUAUAAUUUACUUUUAAUAGAAUUAAAUUUACCUAAUAAUACAGAUAAUAUAUUAGAUGAACUGGUAAAUAAUCUUAAUAUUCCAUUACAAGAAGUUAUAAAUAUGAUUAAAGUACCAUAUCAUCUUGAACAAUUUAUGAUUUUUGGAUUAAUGAUAUGUUUUAAUUCAUUUUUAACAUUAUUUACUUUAGCACCAUUAAAAAUAAUUAUUUCAUUUAUAAUUGCUAUAAAAAAUGAAUUAAUUCAUAUUAAAAUUAAUCAUUCAAUUAGUUAUAAAUUAUGGUUAAGAAGUUUCUCUUGGGUUAAAAAAGAUGUAGUAACAUUAAUAAUUAUUUUAAUUUCUUUAUUAAUUUUAUCAAUAAGAUUAGAUAUUUCAAGAAUGUAUCAUGAAGUUAGAGGUGAAGCUCAUAUAAAAUUAUAUGUUAUAUUUGGUGUAUUAGAAGUAGCAGAAAAACUUUGUUCAUCAUUAGGUCAAGAUAUUAUGAAUAUUCUUUAUAAUAUACCAAUAUUUAAGCAAGAGAAUUCGAAAAAUUAUUUAAAAUUCUUUAUAUUUUUUUCAUUGGCUAUAUUUUAUGUUUCAUUUCAUACUUAUAUUUUAAUUUAUCAAACAGUUUCAUUAAAUGUUGCAGCUAAUUCUUAUUCUAAUGCAUUAAUGGCUUUACUCCUUUCAAAUCAAUUUUCAGAAUUAAAAAGUGCAGUAUUUAAAAAAUUUGAAAGAGAGGGACUCUUUCAAGUUGCUAUGGCAGAUUUAACUGAAAGAUUUCAAUUACUGUUCAUGUUAGGUAUUAUUGCUAUACGAAAUCUUUUACAACUUAAUAGUACUCAACUGGGUUUAAUUCCAAAUAGUUGGAAUAGUUGGAAUACAUGGUUUGGAGCAACUUUUGGUCCUGGAAUUGUAGUAAUAGGUAGUGAAAUAUUUGUUGAUUGGUUAAAACAUUGUUAUAUUUCGAAAUUUAAUAAGAUACGACCUCGAGUAUAUGAAAAAUUCUUAUAUGUUUUUAGUUUGGACUUUUUAGAAGUAUUUAAUUCAAAUCCUGAUCAACAUGAACUCACUGAUUAUAUUUUCUUAACUAGAAGAAUUGGUUUACCAUUACUUUCAUCAGCAGUUUGUUUCUUAAGAAUGACACUCCCUGAUUUAAGACAAGUAUUUAUAUUUCCUAUUGUAUCUUCAGCUACAUAUGCCAUAUUAAGUUCAUCAUUAUUGAUCUUUGUUACUUUUAUAACACUUUUAUUAGUACGAUUAAUCUUAGGAAUGGUUAUUUUAAAAAUUGCUAAUGUCAUAAGAAAUAAUCAUAUACGAAAUUCAAUUUCUCAAAGGAGUUCAAAAAUAUUCCCUACUAAUUCUCAUUCAUCUAAGGUUAAGAAUAAUGAUUUAUCAGAUGAUCAAGAUAUAGUUGCACAAUCUACUCCUGAACCGGAAUAUAUAGUUAAAGAAGAAUCACCAAAUAGUGCAGUUAAACCAGAAUCACCUUCGGAUAAUUCUAUAUCUAUAAUAGAUCUGUCAUUUUUCCCGGGAAUACCCAAUACAGAAGCAUCUUCUAUUAAUCCUAAUACAAGAAAUUUCCUAUACGAUUCAGAUGAAGAGAUUCCUCCUACUUUAGAGGAGACUAGAAAUAAAAAGAUCUUAAACAAACAUAGAAAUUCUAAUAAUAUCGAAGAGGAUGAAGUUCAUAGUUUAAAUAAAGUGUUACGAUAUGAAAUGUCAAGUAAAAGAAUAUGGUAACUAUAGAAUUAUAGAUUAUCUUUAUUUAUAUAA